GAAAAAUAUCGUUUUACGGAGAAUUGUUUAUAUUUUUAAAGUUUAUUAUGUUUAGUGCUAUAUUAAGUACCUUAAUUUCAUGCGUUUUAGCAGCAAAUAUUAAUCCAGCAGAACGAUAUUCAAAAUACAGGAUAACUGGUGGAAAUGAGGCAGUUCCACAUGCAUAUCCAUAUCAAGUUGCCAUUAUAAUUGAUUCAACACAAUUUUGUGGUGGAUCUCUCAUAUCUUCAAACUAUGUUCUCACAGCUGCCCACUGCGCUACUGAGAUCUACGUUAAAGCAGAAAUAAUCCUUGGAGCGCACAACGUUUCAGAUAAAGAAUCCACUCAAGUUCAUAGAACAGUUUCUAAAAUAAUAAUCCAUAAAAAUUUUAAUUACACCAGUUAUCAGAAUGACAUUGCAUUGCUAAGACUGUCUAAACCAGCUCCAAUCAACGCAGCUAUAAAAAUCGUACAAUUGAUCUCGAAAAAAGACGCUACAAAAACAUUUGUUGCUCAAACAGUAACAAGCACAGGAUGGGGUUUAACACAGGAUAUCUCAAAUCCAUCAAUUAAAAAUAUGUCUAACGUUUUAAUGGUUGUGAAUGUAUCGGUUAUAGAAUUGAAGAUAUGUAAAAUUUACUACAAGGAUCAAUAUACUCAUAUUGAUUAUGUGACAGGAAAAAACAUUUGUACUAGCGGAUGGAAAAAAAGAGGAACCUGCAGCGGUGAUUCGGGAGGACCGUUAGUUUUGGAUGGUGUUCAAAUUGGAAUAGUUUCUGCCGGUGCAGAAAAGUGUGAAAUUGGAGCGCCAUCUGUUUUUACCCAUAUUGGGAAGUAUCUAAGUUGGAUACAAAAGCAUUCUGAUGUAAUAAUUAUAUAAAUUAA
Messenger RNA from Psylliodes chrysocephalus, 865 nucleotides. The record is from the annotation of a GenBank genome assembly. Lineage: Eukaryota; Metazoa; Arthropoda; Insecta; Coleoptera; Chrysomelidae.